CUGCAAGAUGGCAGUCGGCAAGAACAAGAGGCUGACUAAAGGUGGCAAGAAGGGUGCCAAAAAGAAGAUUGUGGACCCCUUCUCCAAAAAAGACUGGUAUGAUGUCAAGGCACCAGCAAUGUUCAAUAUCCGCAACCUUGGAAAGACUCUUGUCACCAGAACGCAAGGAACAAAAAUUGCCUCUGAUGGGCUGAAGGGUCGCGUCUUUGAAGUAAGCUUGGCUGAUCUGCAAAAUGACGAAGUGGCUUUCCGUAAAUUCAAGCUUAUCACAGAAGACGUUCAGGGCAAGAACUGCCUGACCAACUUCCAUGGCAUGGAUCUCACUCGUGAUAAGAUGUGCUCCAUGGUCAAGAAAUGGCAGACCAUGAUUGAAGCACAUGUUGAUGUGAAGACCACAGAUGGCUACUUGCUCCGCCUGUUCUGUGUUGGAUUCACUAAAAAGCGCAACAAUCAAAUCAGAAAGACUUCCUAUGCUCAACACCAGCAGGUCCGUCAAAUUCGCAAGAAGAUGAUGGAAAUUAUGACCCGUGAAGUGCAAACAAACGACCUUAAAGAGGUUGUUAAUAAACUGAUUCCAGACAGCAUAGGCAAAGAUAUUGAAAAGGCCUGCCAGUCAAUUUAUCCUCUCCACGAUGUUUAUGUCCGUAAAGUGAAGAUGCUGAAGAAGCCAAAGUUUGAGCUGGGCAAACUAAUGGAACUUCAUGGCGAGGGUGGAGGAGCUGGAAAACCAGCAGGAGACGAGACUGGUGCCAAAGUGGAACGUGCUGAUGGGUAUGAACCCCCAGUGCAGGAAUCGGUCUGAGUUAAAGAAUUCUGAUUUAAAAACUGUAAAAUAAACCUAAAAAAAAAAAAA
Xenopus tropicalis (tropical clawed frog) is the source of this 853-nucleotide messenger RNA. It is a transcript of the gene rps3a, whose product is annotated as ribosomal protein S3A. The transcript is spliced from 6 exons. Lineage: Eukaryota; Metazoa; Chordata; Amphibia; Anura; Pipidae. Gene Ontology annotation, biological process: translation. Gene Ontology annotation, cellular component: nucleolus; cytosolic small ribosomal subunit; cytoplasm. Bases 8 to 802 code for a protein of 264 amino acids. Gene Ontology annotation, molecular function: structural constituent of ribosome. The record is from RefSeq and is marked provisional.